AUGAGCUCUGAAUUUUCUCUCGCCAAAGAGAUUGAAAAAGUUUUGGCCAAGAACAGAGGUGCUACCGAUGACGAAGAGCAAGAGGCUGUUGAUUCGUGCGACAGCAUUUCUGAAAAUGAUGAGUUUGAAUAUGAUGAAGAAUGUGGAGAGGAAGAAGAGGAAGAAGUCGUUGAAAUUUCGGAAAAUGAAAUGUUGGCUCUUUUGGAUGCUGAGAGGGAUCCCUUUGAAGUUUGUUCUCAAAUAUUCGAUAAAGAGAAAUUAUUCGGAGAUGAACACCCUGAGGGUGAAAUAAUUGUUUCUCCAAAUUUGACCAUUAAACAUCUCAGAGAAUUGCAUCAGAAAGGAUUUGUUGUUAUUGAUAAUUUCAUUGAAACAGAGGAAGCAAAUGAAAUUUAUUCACUAACAAAGAGAAUUGCUCAUACAUUUAAGCCGGCAUGCGAGUUGAAAAAAUCGAUCGAGGACUCUUGUGAUGACAAAUUUAGAGAUAACCUGGCAAGAUCUGACCUUAUCAAGUGGCUUCAUCCAAAAGAUUUCACUACGAACGACAAUUCUUCGUCAUCCUACUGCUCUCAUUGCACUGAUAAUGAGGAAGACAUCAUUCUCUGGAAAAACAACCAUACUCUUAGAAACAUUGUUCUUAACAAAUUCAAAGUCAUCCAACAACGCCUCCAUGAGUUCGCUCCAUGCAUUAAACGUGAGGAUGAGGGUAUGGAGCUAAUGUGGUCGCUCUAUAGAGAAACUGGCACUUUUUAUGAAAAACACAGAGACUCAUUCCCAAGUAAUGGCAAGGAUGAAGGACCUCUAGAUCAAAGAAAAGUAACUGCUUUACUCUACCUUAAUACUGAAUGGGUUGACGAAAAUGAUGGAGGAAUGUUAAGAGUGUUUGUAAAGCCAGAAAACCAUUCCAAGCAUACAGAAAGAAUUACUAAGGAGAUUAAUCCAAUAGCUUGUCGCUUGGUACUGUUUUUGAGUGGAGCUGUAGAUCAUGAAGUCUUGAAAUCGUUCAAAGACCGUGUAGCUCUCACUUCAUGGUUCUCGUAA
Naegleria lovaniensis is the source of this 1041-nucleotide messenger RNA. RefSeq lists its product as uncharacterized. The transcript has 3 exons. The coding region runs from base 1 to 1041 and encodes 346 amino acids. Gene Ontology annotation, biological process: cellular response to hypoxia. Lineage: Eukaryota; Heterolobosea; Eutetramitea; Acrasida; Naegleriidae. The record is from RefSeq and is a predicted model, not a curated record. Gene Ontology annotation, molecular function: peptidyl-proline dioxygenase activity; L-ascorbic acid binding; ferrous iron binding.